AUGGAUUGUUUUGAUAAAAAUGACUUCGAAAACGGAAAUAAAUCUCAUAAAUUAAAAGAAAAUCAUAGAAAUAAAGAAAAAUUCGUUGAGAAAAAAAAAGAUAAAAAACUUAAUGAUUAUAUUUCAAUGAAAUCACAUCAAGAUGAUAAUGAUAGUUUAUCAUCAUAUCCAAGUAGAACAAGUGAAAUAUCUCAACAUUCUAUUUUAUCAAAACAUUCAUUACAAUCAAUUGUUGACUUACCUAAUCAUAAACAAAAAAAACAAAAAAAAAAUCUUAAGAAAAAACAUUCAAAAAAUCUUAGAAAUAAAAAAACUCUAAAUGAAACACCAUCCAUACAUUCAUUAUAUAGUCAAACAAACAAAUUUAUUCCGUUGACAGAUAGUGAAAAUAAAUUGAAUAAAUCCUAUAAAAAUAAUCGAAUAGAUAACAAACAAGAUGAAAGAAGUAUAUCAUCAACUAAUAAUGAUUCAAAUUUAUCAAUAGAUUCAUUUCAUUUAAAUGAUGAUUAUGAUAAAAAACCAAUUGAAUCAAAACAAGACAAUCGAUCAACACCAUAUCAUAUUGAAUAUCCUGGCAAAAAAAAUUCUCAUGAUAGAAAACAUGUUGAAAAAUGUUUAAAUUUUUAUCAGAAUAUUCGAAAAUAUUUUGAUGAUGAUGUUGCUGCUAUGCUUCUUAAAUGUUGUUUAUGUUAUAAUCAUUGUUCAAUUGAUAAAUAA
Messenger RNA from Rotaria sp. Silwood1, 717 nucleotides. The record is from the annotation of a GenBank genome assembly. NCBI's taxonomy places the organism in Eukaryota, Metazoa, Rotifera, Eurotatoria, Philodinida, Philodinidae.